This is a messenger RNA of Colletes gigas, 1394 nucleotides long. RefSeq names its product condensin complex subunit 2-like. Gene Ontology annotation, cellular component: condensin complex. Gene Ontology annotation, biological process: mitotic chromosome condensation. The record is from RefSeq and is a predicted model, not a curated record. Lineage: Eukaryota; Metazoa; Arthropoda; Insecta; Hymenoptera; Colletidae. Gene Ontology annotation, molecular function: chromatin binding.
UCAAUCAUUUCUAAGCUAAAAGCAUUUUUUACAGUAAUUUUGUUUUUGUUGAUGAGUUCUAUACAUUCGUAUAUACGAUCAGUUAUUUCAGGAGCUGAUAUUUGUGCUAAAUAGGCAAGUCCUAGAGAUUGUCGUUUACCCGCUUUUGUUAAUUUUGUUGUCAAUGUGUUAUCAAUAUUCAUCUCACAUGGUCAACUGCUUAACCAGACAGUUUAGCACAAAUAUCAGUAUAGAACUCAACAGCAAAAAUAAAAUUAAUCUAAAAAAUGCUUUUAACUUAGAAAUGAUUGAUUUAAUGAAUUACAUGAUUAAGAAACAAGAUGUUAACAUAUCUGAUUUCCAAGUAGCUAGUACAUCCUUGGAUGUGAAUGCAAAGAUUUAUGGUUUUCGUGUAGACAGUCUUCAUACAGAAAUAUUGAAAUUGGUUGGUGAAUUUGACAAAGAAGAAAAUAAAACACCAAUAGAUGAUUGUCAUGAAAAUAUGAAUAACGUGGAAGGAAACGAAAUGAGUGAUGCAGAAAAAAUAAAACAAAAAAGAUUGAAGAAAUGGAAACAAAAAAUCUUGUCUUCCGUGAAUGAUUUGAAAAGAACUGUUGAAGUAAUAAAACCUUCAUCAUGGAUAAUGGACCAAGAAGAUAUACAAACUAUGAAUGCACUAUACCAAGUAGCACUGCCAAAUCAUGCAAAUUCAAAGUUUUAUUCACACAUGCAUAAUGACAUUGUAGAUACUGUAGAAUCUAAAAGAAAUAUUAAAGAUACACAACAAGAAGAAAAUAAGGAGAAUAGAAAUCUAUUUUCUUCUUGUUGUUCGGAAGAUGAAACAAUUCGUCUUAACGCUCAUGAUGAUGAAAACAAUGUAGAAAAAUGUAUGGAAGCAAGAAUACCUUUUUGUAAACUUGUAACUCAUACAGAAGCAACAGAAAUGUCGGAAUAUUCUGUUCUUCGGAAAGGUACAAGCAUUCACUGGGCUGGUCCAAUCCAUUGGAAAAUGCAUAAUUUCAAAAAACUCUUCAGAGAGAGUAGAGUCAUAGAGAAAUGUCAUCUAGAACGAGGUAAGAAAAGGAAAGAAAUAGAACUGUCUCAUGAUGAUGACACAAAACAAGCUGCAUUACCAAAGUUCUCAUUAGUACCAGUUUCAAGGGUGGAAACUAAUAAUAUCGAAUCUGUUACUAAGCUUUACCUGCAUAAGCUAAUACCGAAUUUAAGAAAUGAGGACAAAUUAAAUACUAAAAAAUUGAUAUAAAACAAUUAAAGAAAUGUAUUUAGAAAAUCCUGGAUUCAAAUAAUGAUAGCAUGAGUGUAAAUACAGGAAACGGAAAAUAAAAUUAAAGAAAAUACAUAUUUCAGUGACAUUUAUAAAAGAUUGUCAGAUAUAUUAACAAAAACUAAUACAA